AUGCCGGCAGAUGAACUUCACCGCGAGGACCCAGAUGAUGUGGUACCAGUUGGCCAGAGAAGAGCCUGGUGUUGGUGCAUGUGCUUUGGACUAGCAUUUAUGCUUGCAGGAGUCAUUCUUGGUGGAGCAUACCUGUACAAAUAUUUUGCACUUCAACCAGAUGACGUGUACUACUGUGGAAUAAAGUACAUCAAAGAUGAUGUCAUCCUAAAUGAGCCUUCUGCAGACGCCCCAGCUGCUCGCUACCAGACAAUUGAAGAAAAUAUUAAGAUCUUUAAAGAAGAUGAGGUCGAAUUCAUCAGUGUGCCUGUUCCAGAAUUUGCAGAUAGUGAUCCUGCCAACAUUGUUCAUGAUUUUAACAAGAAACUCACUGCCUAUUUAGAUCUUAACCUGGAUAAGUGCUAUGUGAUCCCCCUGAAUACUUCCAUUGUUAUGCCUCCCAGAAACCUGUUGAUUGAAAAUAUUGAUGGCUUGGGUUUCUUUAUUUAUCGACUGUGCCAUGACAAGGAAACUUACAAAUUGCAGCGCAGAGAAACUAUUAAAGGUAUUCAGAAACGUGAAGCCAGCGAUUGUAUCACAAUUCGGCAUUUUGAAAACAAAUUUGCUGUGGAAACUUUAAUUUGCUCUUGAACAGCCA
Octodon degus (degu) is the source of this 637-nucleotide messenger RNA. It is a transcript of the gene Itm2b, whose product is annotated as integral membrane protein 2B. Gene Ontology annotation, biological process: negative regulation of amyloid precursor protein biosynthetic process. Gene Ontology annotation, molecular function: amyloid-beta binding. Bases 1 to 630 code for a protein of 209 amino acids. The record is from RefSeq and is a predicted model, not a curated record. NCBI's taxonomy places the organism in Eukaryota, Metazoa, Chordata, Mammalia, Rodentia, Octodontidae. The transcript is spliced from 6 exons. Gene Ontology annotation, cellular component: Golgi apparatus; plasma membrane; extracellular exosome.